CGUAACGGAGGCUCAGCUAUGAUGGCAGCCGUAGGUUGACAUCAAAACCAUACAGAAUAUUAAGUAUCUGAAAGUUAGCGGAAAAGCCCACACACAAUAACAGCGAACACAUUAACAGUUUUCAGAUAGCACACGCUUUAACACACACUUGCCCGGUUAGGGGAACGUGGCACUAUGCCCGCAGCUACUGUGGAUCACAGCCAGAGAAUAUGUGAGGUUUGGUCCAACAACCUGGAGGAGGAGCUGAAGAGGAUCCGACAGAUCAUCCGAAAAUACAACUAUAUAGCAAUGGACACGGAGUUUCCAGGUGUUGUAGCCAGACCGAUCGGAGAGUUCAGGAGCAAUGCUGACUAUCAGUACCAGUUGCUGCGAUGCAAUGUGGACCUUCUGAAGAUUAUACAGCUGGGCCUGACGUUUAUGAACGAGCAGGGAGAAUAUCCUCCAGGAACGUCAACGUGGCAGUUCAAUUUUAAGUUCAACCUCACAGAAGAUAUGUAUGCACAGGACUCCAUUGAGCUUCUGACCACUUCAGGGAUUCAGUUCAAGAAGCACGAAGACGAAGGCAUCGAGACGCUUUACUUCGCCGAGCUGCUGAUGACGUCCGGAGUGGUGCUGUGCGAUGGAGUCAAGUGGCUGUCUUUUCAUAGCGGCUAUGACUUUGGGUACCUGAUCAAGCUCCUGUCUAACGCCAACCUGCCUGAGGAGGAGGUGGACUUCUUUGAGAUUCUCCGCUUGUACUUCCCUGUCAUUUACGACGUGAAGUACCUCAUGAAGAGCUGUAAGAACCUGAAGGGCGGGCUGCAGGAAGUAGCUGAACAGCUGGAGCUGGAGAGGAUUGGACCACAGCACCAGGCUGGUUCAGACUCUUUACUCACAGGCAUGGCGUUCUUCAAGAUGAGAGAGAUGUUCUUUGAGGAUCAUAUCGAUGAUGCGAAAUACUGCGGCCACCUGUACGGGCUGAGCUCGGGCUCGGCUUACGUGCAGAACGGAACGGGAAACGCUUACGAAGAGGAGGCCAACAAGCAGCAGUCGUGACAUCGCUCUGAAACUCUGCCAUCCCUGCUACUCGCAUCCACAAUCAGCCCGGCUCUGAGGCCCGGCGCCGCGACAAUAAUGGAGGAACAAACUACCAACGUACAUAAUAUGCAUCAUUUAGCGAGCUGUUUUUCAUUGGCUUUGCCAACUGUAGAUGAUGGAGAAAAGAAUCCCAGCUGUCCUCAUCCAUGCCGCGAGUUGCAUGUGUGAGUUUAGGCUUUUAUUCCUGCAAGGCAGCAUCGACGACGCGAGCGGUUCAGUUUAGUUAAACAUGAUGGGAUUUUAGUUUUUCUGAAGUGUUCUGUAGACAUGUUUUGCACUUUAAAGAGCUCUAACCUGAUUUUAUAUGGAAAGCUGAACGCAUUUCCGGCGUGUCUCUGUCUCUCUUCCCUGUUUGUUGCCUUUCUGUGUUCCUGUUUUAUAUUGUGAACAUGUAGGAAAAUCACCACCACGAAAGCAGCUCUCACCACACUCAGCCUUAACAGUAGCUGCAUUCUUCUCUUUUAAAACUUUUAAUUUAUUGUGCUGGUUCCGCGACGUCCUCCGGCAACCCCGUCAAACACUAAGACCCGGAUGAGCCCCCCGCCCUUCCUAAAAUCCGGAUGGAUCAAGACCAGAGUUUUUUUGUUUAUUUGUUCAUGUGAUUAAAAAAAUGUUUGUAAUGAUCUGAA
Messenger RNA from Cyprinodon tularosa, 1706 nucleotides. It is a transcript of the gene cnot7, whose product is annotated as CCR4-NOT transcription complex, subunit 7. The record is from RefSeq and is a predicted model, not a curated record. Gene Ontology annotation, cellular component: P-body; CCR4-NOT complex; CCR4-NOT core complex. Gene Ontology annotation, molecular function: nucleic acid binding; poly(A)-specific ribonuclease activity. The transcript has 7 exons. NCBI's taxonomy places the organism in Eukaryota, Metazoa, Chordata, Actinopteri, Cyprinodontiformes, Cyprinodontidae. The coding region runs from base 175 to 1035 and encodes 286 amino acids.